Messenger RNA from Paraphaeosphaeria sporulosa, 1718 nucleotides. RefSeq names its product P60-like protein. The transcript has 3 exons. Lineage: Eukaryota; Fungi; Ascomycota; Dothideomycetes; Pleosporales; Didymosphaeriaceae. Bases 41 to 1324 code for a protein of 427 amino acids. The record is from RefSeq and is a predicted model, not a curated record. Gene Ontology annotation, cellular component: nucleolus. Gene Ontology annotation, molecular function: 5S rRNA binding. Gene Ontology annotation, biological process: ribosomal large subunit assembly; rRNA processing.
UGAAAUCGAAUUUCGCGAAAAUACACAGCACAUCGGCAAGAUGGCAAGCGCGGAGUCCACGGCAGCACCUGCCCAGUACAAGCAGCCCAGCCGCAAGGGCAAGAAGGCCUGGCGCAAAAAUGUCGACGUUACCCAAGUGUCUACUGGCCUCGACGAAGUGCGGGACCAGAUAAUCCAAGGUGGCAUUAUCGCGGAAAAGCCGUCUGACGAGCUCUUCACCGUCGACACCACCGGUGAUGCCGAAGUCCAAAAGUCUGUGACCAGACGCUACAAGCCGCUCAAGGCCGACGAAAUUCUCAACAAGCGCUCCGCUAUCCCCUCGGUAUCAUCCAAGAAGCGACUCGCAGACUUCACCGAGGAGAAGAGGCGAAAAAAGUCAAAGGUCUCGCAAAAGGACUAUGACAGGCUAAGGUCGAUCGCAUAUGGCGGCGACCAGGUGCAAAAGGACAUUAUAGAGACGGGCGGUGCGGCGGUCUACGAUCCAUGGGCGGUGCAGGAGGUGAAGAAGGACCCCAAGUUCGACUUUUUGGACGAGAAAAAACCAAAGCGAGAGCCGAAUACGCUGAAGCAGGCGCCUGUCUCGUUGGCCAAAUCCGGAAAGGCCAUACCCGCGGUGCGCAAGCCCGAGGGCGGAAAGAGCUACAACCCCAACUUCAACGACUGGCAGGCGCUUGUCACAAGAGAAGGCGACAAGGCGGUAGAAGCGGAGAAGGAACGUCUCAAGGAGGCCCAGGAGGAGGCGGAGCGCAUGGAGCGUGCAAUGGCCGAGUCGGACGAGGAGUCGGAUGGGAACGAGAGCGCGUGGGAGAGCGAAUGGGAGGGUUUCAGCGACGACGAGAACAAGGUCAAGCAGAAGCGGCCGGAGCGCAAGACGCCUGCCGAGCGGAACAAAUUCAAGCGGAAGAAGGCGGCAGAGGGCCGUGCAAAGCACGAGGCCCGCAUGAAGGCGAAGGAACAGCAAUUGCAGCGCAUCAAGGAACUUCAGAAGUCUGUCGAACAGAAGGAGAAAGCACGAGAAGCCCUCCGCAACAUGACUCUCGUUGAAACCAAUGAGGCGCCAUCCGAGGACGACGAAGGCGAGGAGGUUCUCCGCAAAAAGCGCUUUGGAAAGCACUACGUUCCCGAAGCCCCUCUCGAAGUCGUCCUUCCCGACGAGUUGAAGGACUCCCUCCGCCUCCUCAAGCCGGAAGGCAACCUACUCAAAGAUCGCUUCCGCAGCAUGAUGGUGCGCGGCAGGAUCGAGGCGCGCAAGCAAAUCCCGUACGCCAAGAAGAAGAAGGUCACUGUUACGGAGAAGUGGUCGUACAAGGACUGGAAGUUGUAAAUGCAGAAAUUUUGAGAGAAAUGAUACCACUACCGCGCAUGCUCGAUCACGGCCGCAUUCCUGCUUUGCGUUCGCUGAUGAAAUUGUGUAGGCUGUUUGCUGUUGUCAUUGAUGAUUGCGUUUUCGAUGGUUUUUGUAGCGUCUUAGAAGAUUGAAUCCAUCGUGCCUACCGAUCAAUGCAUUCAGCACAUCGUUUCAAGCCCAGUAGCUUGAGCCGCCAAAUAUCACGACCGAGUCAGUGACCGCACUUUGACUCUUACGGUCCAGAGCAUCUCAGUGCUUUCGAGUACCAGCAACGAUACCUUCUCCCAGACGAAAGCCCGGCAGGCGUUGGGUGUCUGGUGCAGUCCAGCACUCACUUUUCAACCGACUUCCACAGUCCAGCAACGUCCCC